AUGGUCGACACCGAGAAUUACCUGAUCUACAUGGAAUACAUCGAAGGCUGUUCCGUCCGGGAGUACCUCGUCACGCCCGAGGGCCAAACCGAGGCCGCACAGACAAAAGUCGCACAGGAUAUUGGACGCGCCUUGGGGUUGAUGCAUAAUAUCGAUGUGGUCCAUGGUGAUUUGACGACUUCGAAUCUGUUGAUGAGGAACGAGACGGGCGGGUCGGUGGUGUUGAUUGAUUUUGGGCUGAGUUAUGUCAGUCAGUUGAUUGAGGACAAGGCGGUAGACUUGUAUGUCCUUGAGAGGGCGUUCUCGAGCACUCAUCCUAACACCGAGGUCAUGUUUGAGCAGAUCUUGAAGGCAUAUGGCGAGAGUGGCAAGGCGUCCAAGCAGAUCCUCAAGAAGCUGGAAGAUGUUCGUAUGCGUGGACGCAAGCGUAGCAUGUUGGGCUAA
Messenger RNA from Linnemannia hyalina, 444 nucleotides. The record is from the annotation of a GenBank genome assembly. NCBI's taxonomy places the organism in Eukaryota, Fungi, Mortierellomycota, Mortierellomycetes, Mortierellales, Mortierellaceae.